AUGACAUCCUUCAACAACCGAAACAUUCUAGCCAAGUUCCCCUUGCCCUCCCAUCGCCGCAACAGGGAGCCAUACUGGCCCAUCGAUCCAACACCCAAGCAUCCGGAUACCGGAAACCUCCUCAAGCUCAAAGAUAAACGACUCAUGGACAAAGCAUACUCUUAUGUCAACAGCCAAACUUCAUAUCCCGUUUGCUACGAAAUCCUUGAGCCGUAUAAGUCCGAAGACCCGGAGGACGUCUGGGCUAUCGAGGAGGAGUCCUACGAAAAACUCACAAAAGGGCGCGACUAUGACAGGCUUCAUAGUAGCUCGUGGAGAAAGUCCGGAGAAAAACCGACUUUACCGCUGCCGGAACCAGUGAAGGAGAGGGAGCAGGAAGGGAAGCAAGCCUCUAAGGCUACGAGUAACGACGAGACACCUGAUCUGGCGGAGGAGAUUCAGGAAAAGAACCUGAGGGAGUUUUUCGAGGAUAUCAAGGAUUUCCUACCUUGGUCCGAUUAUAGAAAGAUUUUUGGCAUGGUAGAUGAUCCCGAUCCGUAA
This is a messenger RNA of Neurospora tetrasperma FGSC 2508, 540 nucleotides long. RefSeq lists its product as uncharacterized. The record is from RefSeq and is a predicted model, not a curated record. NCBI's taxonomy places the organism in Eukaryota, Fungi, Ascomycota, Sordariomycetes, Sordariales, Sordariaceae. The coding region runs from base 1 to 540 and encodes 179 amino acids. The transcript has a single exon.